AUGCUCUCCCUCCCCCCCUUCGAGGGCUUCCUCCCUCAAUGGCUCGUCCUGGUCUCCGUCGUCUCCGCCGCCAACAGCCUACAAGCCUACCGCUCCGAAGCCUACGCGGCCGAGCUCUACAACGGCCGCACCCCGGAGGGCUACGUCUACACCAACCCGCUCUCGUCGCGCACCUUCGGCACCUGGACCUUCCUCUCGGCCGUCAUCCGCUUCUACGCCGCCUACAACAUCAACAACCCGGCCGUGUACGACCUGGCUCUGUGGACCUUCGGCAUCGCCCUGGUGCACUUCGUCGGCGAGCUGGUCAAGGGCAGUGCCCGGCUGCGGGGCCGGUUCGUCAGCCCGCUGCUCGUCGCCUCGUCCACGUUGACGUGGAUGUUCUGGGAGCGGGCGUGGUAUUUGGGUGCUUAG
Messenger RNA from Aspergillus brunneoviolaceus CBS 621.78, 411 nucleotides. RefSeq names its product Erg28 family protein. Gene Ontology annotation, cellular component: endoplasmic reticulum; membrane. Gene Ontology annotation, molecular function: protein-macromolecule adaptor activity. The transcript has 2 exons. The record is from RefSeq and is a predicted model, not a curated record. Lineage: Eukaryota; Fungi; Ascomycota; Eurotiomycetes; Eurotiales; Aspergillaceae. Bases 1 to 411 code for a protein of 136 amino acids.